AUGGUCACCCCAAAGAAAACGAUCCGAUCGCAUACACCAAAAAAGGGCUCUUCAGCUUCACAACUGCCCAAGAAACCCGUCAAAGCCAAUCAGAGCAUUCUGAGUUUCUUCAAAAAGGCUGAGAAACAUGAAACUUCUCUUUUCCUCGGAGAAUCACAAGAGAUUGCGGAAACCGAGGAUCUCUACACUGCCGAUGACGCUGACAUUUCGACUCGAUUCAACGAGACUGGUUCACCAAACAAAAGACGAAAACUAAGCCAAGAGCCCGAGCAAACGACUAAAAAGGAAUGUUCCGUGAAAGUUGAAGAGAUAGUUGUAACGAAAGACCGCUCAUCACCUGUUAAGAGCGAUGACGAACCACGAAAGAAGUCAACGAAACCCAAGAUCAAGACUCCCUUCGUGGACUCAGACAGCGAGGAUGAACCUGAUGAAACCAAAGCCACAAACAACAAGUCUGAGAAACAAGGCCAAUGUACGGAGUUUUCCCCGCAUAACGAGGUCCCGACGGACGGAUUUACUAAGACCGAUGAAAAGAAAGAGACAGAUACUAGUGCCCCGGCUCUGAAACAGGAAGAUUCGACAUACCAAAAUUUUGACGACUUUGAAGAUAUAGCAGACGAAGAAUUACCCGAUUUAAACGAUUUGGAGGGAGAGGAGAUGCGAGUAAUGCGUUUCAUGAAAGAGCAGGCACGAUUAGAGGCGGAAGAAGCAGGAGUAUCGAGCGAAGAUUUGGCCGACGACCCUCUUGACGACGAUUCCAUGACGGAGAGCUGUCCAAUUUGCAAUGGCAGUCUGACGGGGAUUUCCAUAGAUGAAGCGACACGGCAUGUCAACUCCUGCCUCGACGAACACCCAAUCCCUUUACCAAAGGAGAAAGCAACGGCAGAGAAGCUUUCCCCUACCAAGCCCACCCCAAAUCACGAGGUCGAAUCAACUGAAGUCGGCAAGCGAUUCGCGCGUGCCGCCGUACCCAGACCUGGCCAGGCCAAUCCCUUGGAUGUCAAGACUUCUGGCCCAGCUCCUAAAACGGCCUUUUCUAAGCUCAUGUCCAAUAAGGCUGAAGACUCGGCAUGGCAAGAGGCUGCCGCCGCCGAGCAUGCUUCACGAGGAAAGCAAGCUUACGAGAGGACAUGUCCUUUUUACAAAAUUAUGCCUGGUUUCUCCAUCUGCGUCGAUGCGUUUCGUUAUGGUGCCGUCCAAGGUUGUAAAGCGUAUUUUUUGAGCCAUUUCCAUAGCGACCAUUACAUCGGAUUGACAGCAAGAUGGUGCCAUGGUCCUAUAUAUUGCAGCAAGGUCACUGGCAGUCUUGUCAGAAAUCAGCUACGCACGGCGGCGAAGUGGGUUGUCGAGCUUGAGUUCGAUAAAUCCUACGACAUACCGGGGACUGAAGGUGCAACCGUUACGAUGAUACCAGCAAAUCAUUGUCCGGGAAGCUCACUAUUUCUCUUCGAGAAAACAAUGAAACAAGGAACCAACAGUCGCGUCCAGCGUAUAUUGCAUUGUGGAGAUUUCAGAGCUUGUCCUGCGCAUGUCAAGCAUCCUCUUCUCAAACCAGAGAUUGCUGAUUCCAUUCCCGGGAAGAUUAAACAACAACAUAUUGAUAUUUGCUAUUUGGAUACGACAUACCUCAACCCACGAUACUCCUUUCCGCCCCAGAACGAUGUCAUUCAAGCUUGUGCCGACCUCUGUGGAUCAAUGUCUCCUGACCCGAAUUGCAAAGACGAUAUUUGGGAAAAAGCCAGUGGACAGGGUACUCCCGCGGUCAGCAAAUUCUUCCCGAAUACAAAACCUGAUGAGGCUGGAAAGGUCGAUGCCAAGAACAAGCCGCCUCAACGUCUACUCGUGAUUUGUGGCACCUACUCGAUUGGAAAGGAGCGCAUCUGCAUCUCCAUCGCUAAAGCUCUAAAGUCUAAAAUCUUUGCAUCGCCUGGCAAGAUUAAAAUCUGCAAACAGCUUGAUGACCCAGAGCUCUCUGCGCUCCUCACAUCCGAUCCUCUAGAGGCGCAAGUGCACAUGCAGAUGUUGAUGGAGAUUCGUGCCGAGACUCUUCAAGAGUAUCUCAAUAGCUACAAACCGUAUUUCAGCCGUAUAGUUGGACUUCGCCCCAGCGGUUGGAACUUUCGACCAGCGGGCAAAGCUAUUGGUGCCAACACUCCUCCUGGAAGCAUUCAUACUCAGCAGAUCCUCCACGACAAGGGAUGGCGCACGCGUUUCGGGUACAAGGACUUUAUUCCACAGCGAGGCAGCACCAAAGAAGCCAUGUGUUUCGGUGUCCCAUACUCAGAGCAUAGUAGUUUCCGAGAACUGGCUAUGUUUCUCAUGAGUUUGAGAAUUGAAAAGGUCGUGCCAACAGUUAAUGUAGGCAGUGAGCAGUCAAGAAAGCGGAUGAAGGGGUGGACAGAUCGUUGGCUGUCUGAGAGGAGACGAGCAGGGUUGGUGAUACCGCUUAUUGAAGGUGAAGAUAACGACCAAGUGGCUGAGAAAGAACUGUGGGACGGUAAACCAGGCAAGGCAGGGGGGGCGUUUUGGUAA
Molecule: messenger RNA, 2532 nt
Organism: Fusarium coffeatum
Lineage: Eukaryota; Fungi; Ascomycota; Sordariomycetes; Hypocreales; Nectriaceae
Exons: 1
Coding region: 1-2532 (843 amino acids)
Biological process (GO): protection from non-homologous end joining at telomere; double-strand break repair via nonhomologous end joining; interstrand cross-link repair
Molecular function (GO): 5'-3' DNA exonuclease activity; damaged DNA binding
Source: RefSeq, a predicted model, not a curated record